GGCAUCAGUUAUCCAUUCAGCUGGCGUGCAGUAAUAUCAACUAAAACAACAUGAAGGUCUUAAUCAUCGCCGUUUUAAUUGCUGCUGUUGUUGCUGACCAAGCACCCUAUUAUCAGCCUAGCUACUACCCCGAAUACAAGCCGGAGUACAAGCCAGAGUAUAAGCCCGAAUACAAGCCGGAGUACAAGCCGGAGUACAAGCCGGAGUACAAGCCGGAGUACAAGCCAGAGUACAAGCCGGAGUACAAGCCAGAGUACAAGCCGGAAUACAAGCCAGAGUACAAGCCGGAAUAUCCAACUCAAAGACCGUACUACGCAGAACCAGCUUACAAACCCACUUACCCAGAAUACAAGCCAGCUUAUACCGAGCACAAACCGGCUUACCAUGAACCAACGUAUGCCCACCCAGCCCCAGCCUACAAACCCGCAUACAAGCCUGCGUAUCCGGAACACAAACCGACUUACUCGUCUCCACCACAGUAUCCUUCCUACGCCCCAACAUAUCCAGUCAAAUAUUAAAACAAUUGCGUCUAUCAUGUAGCUUAUCAUGUAAAUUUGUCUGCGAUGAAUUUCACUUUGCGUUUCAAUAAAUUUUUUUCGCUCAAGA
Messenger RNA from Daphnia pulicaria, 606 nucleotides. Its product is annotated as repetitive proline-rich cell wall protein 1-like. Lineage: Eukaryota; Metazoa; Arthropoda; Branchiopoda; Diplostraca; Daphniidae. Bases 51 to 518 code for a protein of 155 amino acids. The record is from RefSeq and is a predicted model, not a curated record. The transcript has 3 exons.